This is a messenger RNA of Carassius carassius (crucian carp), 531 nucleotides long. RefSeq names its product signal-induced proliferation-associated 1-like protein 3. The coding region runs from base 8 to 487 and encodes 159 amino acids. The transcript has 4 exons. Lineage: Eukaryota; Metazoa; Chordata; Actinopteri; Cypriniformes; Cyprinidae. The record is from RefSeq and is a predicted model, not a curated record.
CGGAGCAAUGUCUGAGCAGGCUGAAUUUGACCUAUGGGACAGAGACCAACAUCCUGAUCCUGAACUCAUGCCCCUGCCAAACACAGCUUGUGAUCUUGACUGGAAUAGUUUAGUUCAAGCAGCCCAAGAAUAUGAGACACAAAGGAUGGUAGCCCUUUUGUCAGAAAUGAGUCCUGUAUCAAGCAGGCCAGACACACCAUCCAAUGGAACCUGCAAGAUCCACCUAUCCAGUGCCUACUGCAGCGGAGAAGAUUUGGGCAGUGACGUAUUCAUUGACUUUCCUGAUCAACUCUCUCACCUGGAAGGGAUGCUUAGACGACUGAGUAGUGAUCUGCUGAAGGAGAAGAGAGACAAGGUGGCUCUUCUGGCAGAGGUGUUGAAGCUUCGCAUAAGCAACCAGCAUCUGAGAGAAGAGUCCCUUUGUGCAGUCGCACAACUACACAAAAUCAACAACAUUUUAAACACGGCUCCAGGAGAGAUGGAGUAAUGCAGGGUUGCAAGCACAAACUACAAGCCUGGAUAUCAGCACAG